CUAGGAUGCCAAAAACUAAGCUGGGAAACCAUUCUCUGCGGUACAUCAACAAUAACUUCGGUCUCUUGUUACCUUUCGGUCACUCGGUCACAUCCAACUCGUUAGGGCUUGGUAACAUAUGGAGUGUAGUUCGGAGUGUAGUUGGGAGUAUAGUUGUUCGACACGGGUUGAGCUUCCGCCGCGUAGAUCGGUUGGGCAUCUGUGGCACUGGGGUAAUGUGAAUAAUCAUUCGCUCCGACGCUGCUAGCGGUAGCUGUUUGUGGAACAAAAUUGGGAUUGUUGAAGCCGGUCGCAAAGCCAUCGUCGUAGUCCGAUGCCUGAGGCGGAACGGGUUGGGCCGGGGCCGCUGUUGGGGGUGAUCCGUAGGAUCCCUGUGUCUUCGUUGGCUGUGCUUCGUUUGGAUCUGCGAAUUCUACGGUAAAAGUCGACCCGGGUCCAAAGCCCUGGGGGACGACGAUUUCGUUCAAGCGACCGUCGGGCGCCGCCACAUGAAUCGUUUGGCCGCCAUGGACCCCCUGCGGGAGUGUCACCUGGAUGUAUUCCGGUUGCUUUGCGGUCCCGGCUCCGAUCUGGGGCUGAGCGAUGCCGCCCUCCUUCAGGACGAGGGCGUUUCCUCCCCCGUAACUCACAAAGUGACUUACGGCCUGUCCAUUCGAAAACUGAGAGGCCGGCGGUGUGUAGGGGUUGUGCGCUUGCCUGCGGUUCCCGGGAUACGAACCCCCCAAUUUGCUCGUGGUUUUGGUCUCUCCCGUGACGUGAUUUGUCGUCGUUUCUGUGCUAGAUGCGCACCCCAUUCUUCUCAGUUUUAUUCUUUGUUCGAGUGUGUUUUCAAAUCUAAAAUGUGUCGUAGUUGUCCCAAUGCGAUCGAGUUCUUCGAAAAUUGAGUUCUUGUUUGGUUUUGUUUAUUUAUUGUUUCGUUGCCGGUGAUGGCGAUGGUAAUGGUAAUGGUUGCUUGGCUGGAAUUAUUCCCGUAUGGUGCUCUUUUUCGAGAAGCUCGAGUGAUUGAUUGACCUCUAAGCGUUGAAUGAAAAGACUCGAGAAGGAUUUCUUUCCGAUUCUUGACGAUGCUUUCUUCGCUCGGUACAGAACCAGGUAGUACCGUACGGUACAGAGGGGUACAGUAGAUUACUGCUCAUUCCGUACUCAUACCUUCUACUGUAUGAUACUGUAUGACACAAAACUUGAUACCAGUGCUUCGUACAGGUACGUACAGUCCCUCCCACUAUCCGGAAGCUAAGCUAGAACAGUUGUACCGCAUGAGUCCUACAGUAUUUGCUACUACGAUUUGCUCCUGUAAUUUACAUACGUACAAUACUGUAUUGUACCAUACAUACGUAGUACCGGUACAUCGUACGGUACUGUUAUUGCGCAACAGCCUGGGAACAGCGUCUGAGACUCAAUCACGAGUAGAUAGUGAAUAAGCUCACUCAUUAUUGUGGAACAGUUCUCUAAUCUUCAAGGUAYCUACAAAACGUACGGUACGUAUGUAGGUAUAGUAAUGUAUUCCUUUAGCGGAGCGUACGAGUAUUACCGUAAGUAAGGUACGUACCUGCACGAAAUCCGUUCACGAUCCCUUUCGUUUAAAGUAAUUGUGAUUCAUUCGGUGAAUCCCGUAUCAGGCACGUUUCGACUGACUCACUCGGUCCUCGUAGUCACACACCUGUAAACUGGGAAACUGCAACUCUCAAAACGGCAACGUACCGUACAUAUUCGAUUCGAUAUGGUAGAAAAGGUUGUUCGCUAUCGGUGAUUGUGCAACUUUUCUGACCGUACGGCCUCGGUUGGAUCGACCAUUUGUGGAGGAACAUUAUCGGAAUUAGAAGCUGACAGGCACGAUAGGAAAACAUUGUCAUCGAUCGACCGACUCAUUACUGAUUGAUCAUUUUUGGUUUUCAUGUGGGGUUCAUUGAAAAAGGUUUCCGUUGCCUUGUUGGCAACGCGAUCGCCGCAAAAGCAGAACUAUGCUCCCGAUACCACGGGUCAGAUUGCCCGGGAUUCCAGAUCUCUCUACACAUUGUUGCGCGACAAGGGACCCGUGGUUCGGGAAUAUUCUCCCACCGUUCGGUUUACCUAUGUGACUCCGCCACCAACGUCGGCUGCAGACUGGAUGGACGAGGACGUGAUCAUGUCCGAUUCCGACAUUAUGAGCAAGGCGGAGCACGACAGCACAACAUCGAUUUUUAAAGAAGUGGCGAAACGACACGGUGAAGAGAAACCUAUUGCUAUCUACCUUCCGGGACUCGAUGGCUUUGGAAUAUCGGCAGCGUCCUUUCAAUUCAACGACUUGUCGAAGACAUUUGAAUUGUGGAGAAUGACUGUCGACGGAGACGACAGAACCUCCUUUCACGAUUUGGUGCAAAAACCGGUGCAGUUCUUGAGCGAUGUUGUAGGAAACAGCACCAGACCGGUGUAUAUUAUCGGAGAAUCAUUUKGUGGAAUGCUAACAUCUGCCGUGGCAUUGCAGGUUCUCAAGCAAGCAGGACAGAAGGGAGAUGGCGAAGAAGGAACACUCCCCAUCAAGGGAAUGGUUCUGGUGAACCCGGCCACUUCCUUCGACUCUUCUUCCUGGGAUGUUCUCGCACCUAUAUUGACCACACUAGGAAAACUCACAACGCCAACUGAACCAACGCAACUAGGGCCCUUUCAGCUUCCAUCCCUCUAUUCUGUUGUCGGAGGCAUGACCUUGUCGGCCGUGAUACCGAGCGAGCAACAAUACCAGAGAAUGUUCGAUACGUUUUUAAACAUGGAAAGCAUUCGAGAUACUUCGCGAAUCGGGGAAACCAUUAAGGGGUUUCUAGAAUCGUUCGAUAUAACUUCUGAGUUUUUGCCCCCGGAUCUCCUGGAACACAGAAUCAAAAACUGGUUAAUGGUCGGAUCUUCGGUGCUGGUUGAAUCACUAUUGAAGCAACUCGACAUUCCGUCGUUGAUCAUUUGCGGGGAAAAAGACAAUCUGAUCAACUCGAAAGAUGAAGCAAAGCGACUGACCAAGCUGCUCCCACAAUCCCAAGAACUUACGGUGAAGAACGCCGGGCAUUUCAUUCUUGACGAGAAUGUAAACUUGACCGAAGCAAUUCUCUACUCCAAUAUUGAUCCCCUGGCCCUGGUGGCACAAGAAAAGAAAUACGAUCCAAUUUCCGACUGGGAAAUCCCUUCGUUGCAUGAUAUGAAUCAGACAUUGAGCACAAGCGUGAAGCAACUCGAGGACAAUUUUAGUCCGAUUUUCCUCAGUACGAACAUGGAGGGAAAGCGCUCGUUUGGAAUAGGUCAUGUCCCACGUGAGGGGCCAAUACUGUUCGUGUCCAAUCAUCAACUCUGUAAGUUGGCUCUUCGCUGUAUUUCUCGGCUAGCUAUAACCGAUUGGGACCCGCGCUCGACUUCACGCCUCGGAGUAUCAGUCUCUCAUAUCAUUAUUUCUCGAAUAAAACUUGUGCGUCCAUUGUUUAGUGGGGGGAGAUCUAGGUAUGUUAGUUGGGAAGCUGUAUAAGAACGACAUUCCUGUAAGAGGGCUGGCGCAUCCAAUCAUAUUCCAAGGGGCCACGGCACUUGAAUCUGGAAGUAGGCUUCGAAAAAGCAGAGAUUUAGGACGAAUCCCUGGAAUAGAAGAGCCGAUAUCGGAUAGAAGCAACAGUGUUCAAAAUAUGCAGAAUUUCGAAGAGUUUGGAGCCGUGAUGGUGACGCCAAGGAACUUUUACCGACUGAUGCAAACAGGACAAAAUGCAUUGCUCUUCCCGGGGGGUGUUCGCGAGGUUUUCCAUGGCAGGGACGAAAGCUACCAACUAUUUUGGCCAGACAAGGUAGAUUUUGUCAGGACAGCUGCGAGAUUCAACGCUACCAUAGUUCCGGUCAGCGCGGUUGGUAUGGCUGAUUCGUUCAAUUUCUUGCUCGAUUCGAGAGAAUUGCUCGACCUGCCUGUUCUUGGUGAAAGGGCAAAGAACUUCACAAAUAGUGUUAGAGCGGCACGCUUCGAUUUAGGCAACCAGGAUGAAUUAUUCUUACCCCCAGUAGUGGUUCCCGGUCUACCCUCUCGAAAUUAUUUCAUUUUUGGCAAGCCAACGCAUACACACGAAGUCGACCCGAAAGAUAAAGAUGCCUGUAAAAGAGCUUAUCUGGAUAUCCAAAAGGAGAUGAAACUAGGAUUUGAUGAUAUUCUAAAGGCAAGAGAAAAGGAUGCCUUCAAGGACGCAGUUCCAAGACUUGCCUAUGAACGACUGACAGGACAGAAGGCACCAACCUUCGAUAUCAAUGAAUUAAAUUAAGUUAUCGACGGCUAGAGACUAACUUGAUUCUAAUCUCGAAAAUUUUAGCUAUAGAUCAGAAAGAAACGAAGAUGACGUUUCCCCUGCUUCACAGGCGGAUUUGGGACGAGACAAAAGUUGUUUCUUUGCAAUAAUCGACGCGGAGUAUGAAAAACCAUUAAUUCUCAGCUCCGUUCUCGUUAUCUUGAGAUUUAUCUUCGAAUUCACGCUGGUAUGUGGAACCUUCUAUUAAGUACUCCUUCACAACAUCCAAUUCAAGAUCGUGUAAUUCACCGCAGAUGAUCAAUGAAUGCAACGGUCCCCCGAGGUCUGCUUGAGUCAACUCUUCCAGAGUGCCUGCUACUAUUUUUUGAGUCGGCUGUCCCAUUCUUGCCAAACCAACACAAAGCGUUUUUUUGCCGUCAUAGACUCCUUCUCCGAGUUUCUCUUCUGCUUCAAGAAGUUGUUCGGCAGCAACGUUCACCGACAUGUAACGUGGCGGCAAAAAUUCUGUUCGUCCCUUCAUCAUGGCGUCAAAGUCAGGUUCCUUUACUUUUAUAUCGAGUAGACAAAGGGUAUGCAUACCUCCCCGUCGGUUGUAUUUGAUUUUUGGAUAAAAGGAUGUUGGCCUCCACUUGUCGUCAAAGAAGGGGAUACUAACAGUCUGCCCAUAGUUGUAGAGCUGCAAGCCGCAUGCUCCGGCAGCACCCAUGAUGGAGGCGUUGUGAACCAUUUCGACCUUGACACCAACCUCCUUCGCUCUCAAGACUAGAUCAGUGUGAGUGGUAGCACAUACUGGAUCGCCUACGACAAGAAAGGCUAUAUUCUUUUCCUUAGCUGGAUCGAUUAUAAGCUCAUCGGCAUCGUUUUCGCACAUACCCCGAUCGGCCACAGUCACGGGUUUGCCAUAAAAUGCUUCCAAUUUCUCUUUCGGGACACCUCCCAAAAUAGAUGUGUAGGCUUCCA
Molecule: messenger RNA, 5201 nt
Organism: Pseudo-nitzschia multistriata
Lineage: Eukaryota; Bacillariophyta; Bacillariophyceae; Bacillariales; Bacillariaceae
Source: the annotation of a GenBank genome assembly